Molecule: messenger RNA, 4089 nt
Organism: Mycetomoellerius zeteki
Lineage: Eukaryota; Metazoa; Arthropoda; Insecta; Hymenoptera; Formicidae
Product: tetratricopeptide repeat protein 37
Exons: 14
Coding region: 169-4089 (1306 amino acids)
Biological process (GO): nuclear-transcribed mRNA catabolic process
Cellular component (GO): Ski complex
Molecular function (GO): protein binding
Source: RefSeq, a predicted model, not a curated record
GUUAAAAAGAGAGAUAGCGAAGAUUUUAAGUGCCAAAAGUGCAAGCAACGCGAUGAUUACGUUUUCGUGAUUACGUUUGAGUCGUUCGACACUUUUUGGAAAGAGUAUUCGUUAUAUCUAACAAACUUUAUUCAUAUCUAUGAUUGUAAAGUUGAAUUUAAGAGCAAAAUGUCGGAUGACACAAAGAUCUUAUUGAAGGAAGCCCGUGAAUCUUUCAAGCAAAAUGAAUAUCUGGAAGUUGUGAAGAAAUGCAGAAAGGUUUUAAAAAAAGACAAAAACAAUUAUGCGGCAUUACUACUCCUAGCCCGUUCCAUGCAAGAGGUGGAGGAAUUUAAAUCACAGGUAUCCUUAGUCCUUCACAAGGCCGUAGAGGUGCAACCCAAUAAUCCAUUAGCCUGGCAAGGUUUAGCGGCACAUUAUGAAAAAGCUCCACAGGACCAUGAUAAUUGGGAAAAGUUAGCUUUAGCUUAUUGCAAAUUGUUGCAGUUAGAUAGCGAAUCUCCUAAGUUCACACAUUUUGUGAAUAAAAUUUCGGAGAUUAUCUUGCGUAUCAAGAAUGAUGACAUAUUCUCUGAAGCAUUGAGCACAUUGAGUGUGUUACGAGAAAUUUCUACCAAAGAGAAGAUAAAUCUGAUUGAUAAGACCCUAGUGUGGAUUUUAUCAGAGUAUCCUAAUAAUAGAAUAAACAAGUAUCAGGAACUUUAUGAAAAUGUGUUAGAAUCUGUAAUAAAAGACACAGAUCUAGUGAAUAGACAAGAGUGUUACAGAAAAUAUUUAAAGAUACUACAUGAUUCAAAUAAACUUACAAAGUUGCUAACAGCUGCUCAAGACAUGCAUAUUCAAUUUCCACAGGAUACUUAUCCUUUAGAAUGGUUAUGCCGUAUUUAUUAUGAGACGGAGGCGUUGUGUGAAAUUAAACUUGGAAUUGAUAUAACUCAGUUUUAUGAAUUACUUUUAAAGAUAAAUCCAAAUUCCGAGGCUGCAUUUAUUGCAAAGGCAGUAUAUUUGAAAAGAACAGACGAGUUAAUUGACUCACGCAAUUGUUUGAAGCAAGUAGUCUCAUUAAAUGCACAAUCAUUUUAUGCUUGGUUAAUGUUGAGCCAAAUAUAUUUCAAACUAUACUGCUGGGAAGAAACCGAGAAUGCAUCUAGACAAGCACUUUGGUUAAUAAAAUCCACUUUAAAGGACAAAUUUCAACAUGGAAUCAAAUUGAGAUUACUUGAAGCAAUAAGUAGAAGUAGUAACAAACAAAAAUUGAUAGAAGCACGUCAGAUGUGUGAAGAAUUGUUAAGUGUUGAGCCUUCCAUACAAUUACAAGUGAUUCAUGCACGCACAAAUAUAUUAUUGGAUGAACCUGAUGCUACUGCUAUAUUAAGUAACUUGGAGUCUCAGAAUGAAACUAAACUUCAAGCUUUUAUUCUUAAAGCGUUGCAUUUACAAAAACACAAACAAUACGAAGAUGCUAUUAAUGCUCUCGAGUUAGCUUUAGAAAAUUCUGAAGCUUGGUUGCUGUUCGGUAAAAUAUAUUGGGAUAUAGGAGAUUAUAACCACAGUCUGAUGGCAUUUUUAAACGGCGUCCAAGCAGAUCGCAAUAAUUGGGAAUGUAUGGUUUACUUAGGACAUUAUUAUCGCGAACAUGGUAACGACAUAGAACGUUCAAGAAGAUGUUACCACGCCGCAUUACAAAUCAAUCCGAAUUCCGAGGAAGCUGGUAUCGGACUAAGCACAGCUUAUCGUCUUCUCAAGAAUAUUGAUGCCAAUAUACAAUUAUUACAAAGGGUAACUAUACAAGGUACUGGGCCAAGAUGGGCUUGGCUCCAACUGGGUUUGCAUUACUUGGAUCAAGGUGACGCUGGACAAGCUAUCACAGCAUUACAACAUGUGAUCAGAGCUGAUCCUAAUGACAAUCAUAGUUGGGAAUCUUUGGCAGAUGCGUAUUUGGUACGCGGCGCUCAUGCAUCGGCACUAAAGUCGUAUCAACGCGCAUUACAGCUGAGCCCAGAAUCCUUAUAUCCUAUGAUACAACUCGCGAAUAUCAAACUACUCAUUGGUCAACAUAAAGAAGCCAAGGAAGAUUUCGAGAGUAUAUUACAGAACGAUAAACAGCAUAUUCUUGCAUUAAAAGGUCUAGCACAGGCAUGUUUAGGUUUAGCAAGACAAAAUAUUGAAAAACAAUUUCUAUGUCGAGCAAGGGAAAAUCUACAACAAGCAGCAGACAAUCUGAUAGACGCUAUUAUGAUACGCAGUGAUCUGCUUUGCAAUUGGAAAUUGCUUGGCGACGUGUGUUAUAGAAUAAUCGCUCUACCGGAAAAGUAUUGCUAUUUAAAAAUUAAAUCUGUUUUAAUGAAGUGUGACAAUACUGAAAAAUAUGUGAAUAUUAAAGGAGACGAGAUAUUGAUGUUAUCAAUAAGAUGUUUUUGUCGGGCAUUAUCCAUGCAAAAUUCUGCAUUGUUAUGGCAUGAUUUAACGUGCUGUUAUUUGAUGCAACUAAAUCGCGCUUCUACAGUCAAUAAGAAUGAUGUGGCGGCUAAGUGCUAUGCGACUGCAAAACAUGCUGUUAAACUCUGCCCGCAAUCGUGGCUACAUUGGAAUAUUCUUGGUGUUAUUUGUAUGUCAGUAUAUGUAAAAAAUUAUGCCCUAGCUCAACAUUGUUUCAUCAUGGCGAUCGAUAGAGAAUCGAACAAUGCAAUAGCUUGGAGCAAUCUGGGAGCAUUAUAUUUGCAUCUAGGAGAUAUCUACAAAGCAAAUGAAGCGUUUUCUCGAUCACAACGUGCGGAUCCUAGUUACGUGAAUAGUUGGGUCGGACAGGGAUUAAUUGCGGAGAAAACCCUGAGGAAGGAAGCGAUGGAUCUAUUCCGCCAUUCGACACAAUUGGGUUAUCACAAUCAAGCAGCUUUAGGCUAUGCUCAUUGGGUACUUACUACUCUUCUGAAUCCCGCAAUGAAGGAAGAUCCACUGUUAGUUUACGUUAUCGAAAACAUGCAUGCGAUACCUGCAGCAGCCGACAUUCUUACUUGGUACACAGAACGCGAGCCAUAUGAUGUUUAUGCUUUAAAUACACAUGGUUUAUUAUUGGAACGACUAAAAUUGUACAAUACAGCGGCUAAACAAUUUUCCACAGCUUUAAAAUUGAGUGAAGAUGAAGAAAGGGAUAUGAUAACCAUAAACUUAGCACGCAUCCUGAUUCAAAUCGGAAAAUACGAAAAAGCGGUAGCAUUAUGCAAACAAGUGAAAUGUGCAAAUUUCAAUUCUCAGUGCCAUCUAGCGUUAUCGUUGUUCAAAGCCAAGCAGUAUGAAGAUUCGUACAAUACAUACGAAGCAGCUUUACAUUGGCUAGCAGACACUGGUGUGGAUAAAGCUAAUGUUUUGUGUGCGAUGGCUGCGAUUGCUUACAUAUUCCAAGGGGCAGAUGCUGUUAAGACUUUACUAUUCCAAUGUAUACAAAUAGAACCGCCUACUGUAACUGGUCUCUUAGCGACUGCUGCAUUAGGAAUUUUGCAUGACGACGUCAAUUUGACUUCUUUGGUAUUGAACGAAUUGAAAUCAUACGAAAAUCACCACAAAUACGGUUAUCACGUUGUCACAUUGUCAGCAUACUAUCAAGUUAUUCAGGGAAAUCUCAUCCAAGCUAUUCGAAUACUUACCAAAGCUAUUUUCAAAUACCCUAACGACGUUAGAUAUUGGAUGCGUCUUGUUCGAGUUUUACUGUUGGACAAAAAUUUUGAUGUCUUUCAUAAAUAUGCUCUAACAGCAUUGACGCUAAGCAGAAAUACGACCAAUGCUGAUAUUGUACAUGUUGCUUGCGCAUCAGCGUACAGUCACUUUGGCACAAAAGAGGGUAUCAGACAAGCUCAGAAAAAUAUAUUUACAUAUCCUAAUAACGUUGAGAGCUGGGCUAAUCUCGUUGCAGCUCUUUUACCCAGAAGUAUAGAUAAGGACUGUACUCCAAUUAAUAGUCAGUGGAUGCUGUCACUAAUAUCAAUAAUUAAAUCGCAAUUUCACGCUUCCGAAAAUAUGUCACAAUGGUUACUUCACAAUGAGAAAGAACUAAGUCAUUUCCAAGUCAACAAAGCCUCGGAGUUUAAAUAA